CCCGAUUCUCUUAUAGGGUUUGGAUUACGGUGUCGUGGUUUCGAAAGUUUAGCUCUUUUUUUAGAUGUGAAGGGUUUUAUCAAGUUCAGCGAGGUUUUUGGUAUUCUAUACUCGAACUCGAUGACCAAAUUGAUAAAAACUAAAGUAGAGGAUUGAAGCAGUUGGAAGUAAUGUACUCCUCGUCAGGUGCUUGUGCUUCCCACAAGUCGUAUCUUGAACGAAGAGGAAGAUGAACAUGGCAGACGCUUCCUGCCCUCUUCCUUGACUCCUUACUCAGAAGCAGCAUUAAGAUGCCACACCAUUUUGUUAAGAUCUUUAGGUGCUUUCUUGGUCUUAACUCCUACUCCAUAGCUAAAGCAAAUAGACAUAUUGCCUUCCCUGGUGAUGAAUAUUUUCUAGUUCAGUUGCAGAUGUAUCUAAAGAUACAUGGCAGACACUCGUUCUGGGUUCAGACGUUCCAGUUCUGGUUGACUUUUGGGCUCCUUGGUGCGGACCAUGCCGAAUGAUCGAGCCAACGGUUGCCAAAUUAGCAAAAGUUUAUGAAGGCAAGCUGAAAUGCUAUAAGCUCAACACUGAUGAAAACUCUGAAAUAGCUAAUCAAUACGGGAUUCGCAGCAUCCCAACUGUAAUGAUCUUCAAAAGUGGAGAGAAGAAGGAUACUGUGAUUGGAGCUGUGCCGGAAUCUACUCUGGCCACAUCCAUAGAAAAGUUCAUCUAGAGAGGACUACAAGGAUUGAAAUUGGUUCAAGGAGUCUUUUUCUUAGUUUCAUUAAUAUUUUUGCAUUCAGCUCUCUGUGCUGUAUAUAUUAUGCUUUUACCCUUCAACCAGGUUAUAUUGCUCACUGCUGUAAGAAGCAUUUGCUGAAAUCUAAAUUUCUGCUUUGCAA
Messenger RNA from Zingiber officinale, 887 nucleotides. Its product is annotated as thioredoxin M2, chloroplastic-like. Gene Ontology annotation, molecular function: oxidoreductase activity, acting on a sulfur group of donors, disulfide as acceptor; protein-disulfide reductase activity. Gene Ontology annotation, cellular component: cytoplasm. Lineage: Eukaryota; Viridiplantae; Streptophyta; Magnoliopsida; Zingiberales; Zingiberaceae. The coding region runs from base 503 to 718 and encodes 71 amino acids. The record is from RefSeq and is a predicted model, not a curated record. The transcript has 2 exons.